AUGGAGAAAUCUCAGUCAAGGCCCGAGAAAGGCUCUGGCUCAGGGUCAGGCGCAACAUCAUGGUCGGUGUACAGUCUCGGAACAGCCAUACUCGCGGCCGCCCUGGCCGUAUCUGUCUUCAAAGAGCCGUUCGAUGUCGACGUUAGAGCAACAUUGUCAGAUUGGGUGGUGCCAACCUGGACGUCCCUCGUGGACACGGUGAAUCCAGUCGAUCCCACCGACUACAUGGCGCGGGCGAGACGGCUGCUCAAGAGCACGCCCCUGAUCGACGGCCACAACGACUUCCCAUUCAACCUGAGACAACAGCUACAUGGCAAGAUCUACGACCAUGACUUCCACACCGAGCGCAUUGGAAGCCACAGCGACUUUCAGAAGAUGAAGGAUGGCUUGAUGGGCGGGCAGUUCUGGUCUGUCUACGUGCCGUGUCCAGAAGACCUUGUCCCGGGCGUCGACUUGCACGACCCGAACAAGCGUGUGCCGGACCUCAAUGAGCCCAGUUGGACGGUCCGCGAUACUCUUGAGCAGAUCGACAUCACGAAACGUCUUGUCGCCCACUACCCGGACCUCUUUGAACUCUGCGUCACCCCUUCGUGUGUCCGCCGAGCGCACAGACGAGGCAGGAUCGCAAGUAUGAUCGGCGUCGAGGGCGGCCAUCAGACGGGGAACUCGCUGGGGGCGUUGCGGCUGUUCUUCGAGAGCGGCGUGCGGUACAUGACCGUCACGCACAACUGCGACAACGCGUUUGCCACGUCGUGGGUCAGCGUGGACCUGGCAGCCGGCAAAGACGACGGGCUCAGCAAGUUCGGGCAAGACGCCGUGCGGGAAAUGAACCGACUGGGCAUGUUUGUCGAUCUCAGCCACGUCUCGCCGCAGACGAUGAGGGACGCAAUCAAGGUCGCGAGGGCCCCCGUCAUCUUCUCGCACUCGGGAGCGUACAGCGUCAACAAACAUCUUCGCAAUGUGCCCGACGACGUCCUCGAGACUGUCAAGGAGAACGGCGGAGUGGUCAUGAUCCCUGCGAUCCCGUUCUUUAUGAACUGGGAGCACCCCGAGGACGCGACCGUGGAAGACCUCAUCGAUCACAUACACUGGGUCGCCGACAAAGCUGGAUGGGAACACGUUGGUCUCGGGUCGGACUUUGAUGGCGCCGCCCUCAACGUGAAAGGACUCGAGGAUACUUCGAAAUGGCCAGACCUGAUCGCAAGGCUUCUUGCUCGUGGCAACGUUACCGACACCCAGGUCAAGAUGCUGCUUGGCGACAAUCUGCUGCGUGCGUGGGAACAGGUCGAGCAGACGGCCAAGCAACUGCAGCGGCAGGGCGAGCUACCGUGUGAAGAGACCUGGGAAGGAAGGGCAUGGGAACCCGAGAACUUGGAUACACCGAGACUGUUUCCUGGCAUUUAG
Messenger RNA from Exophiala spinifera, 1404 nucleotides. RefSeq lists its product as uncharacterized. Lineage: Eukaryota; Fungi; Ascomycota; Eurotiomycetes; Chaetothyriales; Herpotrichiellaceae. Gene Ontology annotation, molecular function: metallodipeptidase activity. Gene Ontology annotation, biological process: proteolysis. The record is from RefSeq and is a predicted model, not a curated record. The transcript has 3 exons. The coding region runs from base 1 to 1404 and encodes 467 amino acids.